CGGAAACGAACGCGCCUUCCCUGGUUCCCUUUCCUAUUUAUCUCGCCGCCCCCCAUCCAUUGCCGUUCGUUUUCCCUUCGUCAAACCCGCAGCAGCACAGCAAGAGAGAGCCACACGCACACGUGCGGAGACCGAAGAGUCCAGAGCCCCCCACAUACACAGCCUUGCUAGCUUCGUUCCGUCUGGUCCGGGUUCCUCCAUGGGAGAGGGGGGAGAAGGAGAGGGGAAGAAGAAUGAAGCCGGCGAGACGCCAACGCCACCGCCGCCGGUGGUGCUCGGGAUGGAGUUGCAUUGCGCCGGCUGCGCCAAGAAGGUCCGCAAGUCCAUCCGGCACAUGCCUGGGGUGCUGUCGGUAGUGGCGGACGCGGCGGCCAACAGGGUCGUGGUCGCCGGGACGGCCGACGCGGCGGCGCUCAAGGCCCGGAUCGAGUCCAAGACCAAGAAGCCCGUUGAGAUUCUCUCCGCCGCCGGCCCCAGCCCCAGCAAGCCCGCCCCCGCUGAGCCCAAGAAGAAUUCCGACAAGGGCGUCGUAGGCGACGAGAAGAAGAAUCCCGACAAGGACGGCGGAGGGGAUAAGGUCCAGGCCGGCAGCUCCCAGUCGCCACCGCCGCCCAAAGAGAAGGAGGAGAAGAAGCAACCGCCCGAGGAGGGGAAACCCAAAGAGGCGGAGACCGUGCUGCUCAAGAUCCGCCUUCACUGCGACGCCUGCGCCGACCGCAUCAGACGCCGCAUCUACAAAAUCAAAGGUGUGAAGGAUGUGGUACUGGAUGGCAAUGCCAAGGACGAGGUGAAGGUCACGGGGACCAUGGACGUCGCCGCCAUGGUGUCCUACCUCCGGGAGAAGCUCAACCGCGCCGUGGAGGCCGUGGCGCCAGGCAACAAGAAAGACGCCGGCGCCGGCGGCGGUGAUGACGACAAGGGCUUGGACAAGAAGAAAGACAAAGCGGCCGGCGGCGACGAGGUCAAGAAGGACAAGGGGAAGGGAAUCGAAGAAGUGGUCGGCCCGUCCACGGCUGCCGCCGCGGCGUCCAUGGCGCCCGCGCCGGCCGCGGCGAGCACGCACCACGUGUCGCCGUUCGGCAACGUCGCGUACCCGCAGCCGCAGGGUCCCCCGCCCAGGGGCUACUACAGCUACUACGGCGACAACAAUGCUAACGCCGGGGGCUACUACGGCCAACACCCCAGCUCUGACGCCUUCGCCGGCGGCAGCUACUACCAGCACCCGGGUGCCGAUGCCGGCGCCGGCAGCUACUACCAGUACCAGCAGCAUCCAAGCGCGGACCACAUCCACAACCCCCAGCCGUACCCGUACAACUUCGACAUGGCGCCGGCUCCGCAGAUGUUCAGCGACGAGAACCCCAACGCCUGCUCCCUCAUGUGAGCUCCCCGCCGGGCACCCGUUCCUCGCAUCAGAGUUCAUCAGAGACGACGUGCUUCGCUGUGCCCGGGGAAAGAAAAAUCUGACGUAGUGCAUAGCAAAUGAGGAGUAGCUUAAUUUAGCCUUAGCCUUAGGCGGAUCGGAAGCGCAUCCAUGGCGCGUGCUUCCGAUCAAAUUUUGCUUAGCAGUUUUCAGUUUUCACCCCCUUCUGUUUCUGCGCCCUGAACUGAACAUGUUCAGCUGUUCCUGCCGCUUAUUACAUUGGUUAAUUAAUUGAAUUUGACUAUUUAUAAUCAACAAA
Molecule: messenger RNA, 1679 nt
Organism: Brachypodium distachyon (stiff brome)
Lineage: Eukaryota; Viridiplantae; Streptophyta; Magnoliopsida; Poales; Poaceae
Product: heavy metal-associated isoprenylated plant protein 3
Exons: 4
Coding region: 200-1381 (393 amino acids)
Molecular function (GO): metal ion binding
Source: RefSeq, a predicted model, not a curated record